Molecule: messenger RNA, 2808 nt
Organism: Dermacentor andersoni
Lineage: Eukaryota; Metazoa; Arthropoda; Arachnida; Ixodida; Ixodidae
Product: membrane metallo-endopeptidase-like 1
Biological process (GO): protein processing
Cellular component (GO): plasma membrane
Molecular function (GO): metalloendopeptidase activity
Source: RefSeq, a predicted model, not a curated record
AUGUCCCAGCCUGAGAAAAUACCAUCGAAGCGCAGCAUACAGGACGUCGCCAUCGGCACGCCGGUCGCUCAACGUCACAGAGCGGCAUCCAGACAUUCUUCAACCAAUGUGUCGCCUCCUUGUCCCGCGACUCCGGUGGCCUCUUCGACUCGGACGUCACUGCGGAGGUCGCGGAAGCACGGUGACGGGAAGCCGCGCCGGCGGCGUCGCAGCGACGUCAGCACACCAGCUGCCGCGGAGCACCGCCCGUCGUCAAAAAAGAGCGCAGCCUCGGCAAAGGAGCGCAGCCUCGAGAACAAACCGGCAAACUCCCAGCCGCCGUCGUUACUUUAUCCGCGGCUGGUUGAUUCCACUUCACAACAGCCGGCGGAGGCCAAGUCCCAGCUUGGCCAGCUGGAGCUGACCCAUGACUUUCCAGCGACGGUGUCGCCUGAACCGGCGUCAGCUUCGCCAGGCGCAGCCACCGUUACUGGGAAACCGAAAAUGGCAACCAAGACUGGUUUCUUGAGCAGCAACAUGCAGCUACCUUCGCGGAAGACGGGUGGCACCACCACGCAGAUGACCCAGCAAGAAUCCUUAAAGGCUCUGAAUACGAUUCUGGAAGACCGCAUGACACUAGGGUCCUGUAGGGACGCUACCGCCGGGACACGUGGUGAUGUUGCACCCGCGGUGGACCAGCGAGUUCGCAUCGUAGUACUGCUGGCCGUGGGGCUCUGCGUGGUGCUUGUGGUGAUAAUUACCUACUUGAGGCCGAGAAAACUCCAAGACGUGAAGGGACUGUGCCGAACGCAUUCGUGUUAUGCGUACUGGGAUCGUUUGAGGAACCAGCUGGACGAAAGCAUAGACCCAUGCGACAACUUCGCAGCGUAUGUCUGCGGGAACUGGAAGCCCGAGAGACGCUUCGGAGGGCUCUCAGAGUCGUCCUUCUCAGAGAUGGUUAUGUGGUGGCGUACAAAUUUCCAGGACAUCGUACGGAAGGCCUCCAUCGAGCUGCCGGUGGGGAGGAAAGUGGCCGCAAUGUUCGAGAGUUGCAUGACGCAGAUGCGCUCUGAUGUACCAACCUUUCUGUUAUUUAUGCGCGCUCAUGGGUUGGUAUUUCCCGGAAAAGCCAAGGCAAGGCCUCCUUUGGAAGUCCUAUUUGAUCUUGCAUUUAACUGGAACAUAAAUCUCUGGUUCAAAGUGCAGCUAUUUCCGGGUACCAUAGAUGAUCCACGGCGCCGCAUUUUAAUUACUACCAAUCAAUUCCUGACAUACUGGUACGCCAUGCUCGGUCAAGUUCCAGCGAACAAGUUUGUGGCCAUUUACAAUGCGCUGGUUCGCAUUUUCGGUGGUGACGAGGCAAACUUGGUCACAGAGGAGGAAAUCAUGGAGGUCUAUGAAAUAAUGCAUUCCAUAGUCGAAAAGUUUGUGCGGGCCGGCACGCACAUGACACGUUUUCCCGCUGUGUUUGCACUGCGCGAUGUGGCUAACUAUACUGAACUCGUCACGGCCGAGCACGUGCACGACGUAAUCAAGAAGACACUACGGAUCAAUCCAGCCUUCAGUAUUGAUGAACUGCUGCUGCUUAACGACAUUGCGAAACUACAUGCCAUGCUCAGCAUCAUCAGCACUUACGACGACACCACGUUGCUCCGUCAUCUAUCGUGGCUGUUCGUGUACGCAUACGGACAAGUUGCUCAUCCCGCUGCCGUUCUGAAGACCUUAUUUGGAAGCGCAGAGUUGGCGAGGGCAGUACAACCUCGCUACUGUGCUGUGCAAGUCGAGGCCAGUUACAAGCUCCUGGUGGCUGCUUUGGCUUCCGUGGCAGUUUUCUCGCCAGAGGAACGUCGUACCAUCGAUGCACACCUUGAAGCAAUUAAACAGGUCACCUUCAACAAGGCCUCCGCUAUGGUGUGGCUCGAUGAAAAGACGAAACACGUCGCCAAGCAGAAGCUGCUUAGAGUCCGCACUGCUUUGUGGCCACCAGCGGAAUUGCUCACUGACAACGUCCUCGAGGACAUUUACGGCAAAUUCCCCGAGAAGAACGACACUACCUUCAUGAAUAUAUGGAUAGCGACCAGGCGGAAUGAACGGAAUCUCACGGGCACCGCGGCGGGAGUCCUUGCACAUAGCCUGAUUGAGAGCACGGUACUGCCCUACGCUCAAUACGAGCACCUGCUGAAUGAAGUGAGGCUGGCUGUGGGAGCCCUUGCUCCUCCGCUGUACUACCGGGAAGGCACCAAGGCCAUGCUGUAUGGAGGCCUUAUGUUCUUCUACGCGAAGAGCCUCAUCAGCAUGUUCGACAGCGCGGGAACAAAAGUAGAUGAUCAGGGCCGCAUUGUUUCGUCUUGGCUGAGCGAGCAAUCACAGCAGGAGUUCGAUCGACGAGUCCAUGACUGCCUUGAGAAAAAUACAACUGUGUUCCCCGAGGUGCCGGCAAUGGAGGUGGCACACGCAGCCUUCUUGCGAGACUCCCGAAGCAGGCCCACUCGGCUCUCGCCGAAUCUUACCGAACAUCAGGUCUUCUUCGUCACUACCUGUGCUGCUUCGUGCGCUGUAUCAGCCAGCGACAACCUAUAUGGUGGAGAUUGCAACAAGGCGGUCAUGAAUUUUGCGCCGUUUGCCGAAGCCUUCAAUUGUCCAGUGGGCUCCAAAAUGAAUCCCGUCAGCAAAUGCACGUUCUUCGACUGAUCGGAGUCCAGUCGCCACGUCUUCUUUCUUUAUUUCAUCUGCCGUCAAUGUAGAUAUUCGGGAACAACGGCCUCAAUCGCCGUGUCACGACACUUUCUGUGUAUUUUGGCAUGCAGUGAACUCUUUUCGUACGUUCUA